GACAUUACCACUGAGGUAACAUGGCCAAGCUCACCCUCCUCACUGGUCUGCUCCUUGUGCUGACAGCUGAGAUAGGCUCUGCCUACCAGCUGACAUGCUACUUCACCAACUGGGCCCAGUACCGGCCCGGCCUGGGGCGCUUCAAGCCUGACAACAUCGACCCCUGCCUCUGUACCCACCUGAUCUACGCCUUUGCUGGGAUGCGGAACAACGAGAUCACCACCAUCGAAUGGGAUGACUUGACUCUCUACCAAGCUUUCAAUGGCCUGAAAAACAAAAAUAGUGAACUGAAAACUCUCUUGGCUAUUGGUGGCUGGAACUUUGGCACUGCUCCUUUCACUGCCAUGGUUUCUACUCCUGAGAACCGCCAGACUUUCAUCACUUCAGUCAUCAAAUUCCUGCGCCAGUAUGAGUUUGACGGGCUGGACUUUGACUGGGAGUACCCUGGCUCUCGUGGGAGCCCUCCUCAGGACAAGCAUCUCUUCACUGUCCUGGUGCAGGAAAUGCGUGAAGCUUUUGAGCAGGAGGCCAAGCAGAUCAACAAGCCCAGGCUGAUGGUCACUGCUGCAGUAGCUGCUGGCAUCUCCAACAUCCAGUCUGGCUAUGAGAUCCCCCAGCUGUCGCAGUACCUGGACUAUAUCCAUGUCAUGACCUACGACCUCCACGGCUCCUGGGAAGGCUACACCGGAGAGAACAGCCCCCUGUACAAAUACCCGACGGACACUGGCAGCAACGCCUACCUCAACGUGGAUUAUGCCAUGAACUACUGGAAGGACAACGGGGCCCCAGCUGAGAAGCUCAUCGUUGGAUUCCCAGCCUAUGGACACACCUUCCUUCUGAGCAACCCCUCCAACCAUGGGAUUGGUGCCUCUACCACUGGUCCUGGCCCUGCUGGGCCCUAUACCAGGCAGUCUGGGUUCUGGGCCUACUAUGAGAUCUGUACCUUCCUGAAGAAUGGAGCUACUGAAGUAUGGGAGGCUCCUGAGGAUGUUCCCUAUGCCUACAAAGGAAAUGAGUGGCUUGGAUACGAUAACACCAAGAGUUUCAAAAUCAAGGCUGAUUGGUUAAAGAAGAACAACUUCGGAGGCGCCAUGGUCUGGGCCAUUGACUUGGAUGAUUUCACAGGCACUUUCUGCAACCAAGGAAAAUUCCCUCUGAUCACCACCCUGAAGGAUGCUCUGGGCCUGCAGAGUGCAAGUUGCAAGGCUCCAGCUCAACCCAUUGCUCCCAUUACCGAGGCACCUAGCACAGGUGGUGGCAGCCACAGCGGUAGCUCUGGGGGCAGCUCUGGGAGCAGCUCUGGGAGCAGCCCCAGUGGUAGUGGAUUCUGUGCCAACAGGGCCAGUGGCCUGUACCCUGACCCCACUGACAAGAAUGCGUUCUACAACUGUCUGAAUGGAAAGACUUUCAUCCAGCACUGCCAAACUGGCCUUGUCUUCGAUGCCUCCUGCUCCUGCUGCAACUGGUGAUGACAUUUGUCAGAUACCACCUCACUCAGCCUAAGUGGUUCUUGUGCAAUAAAAGUUUGCGCAUUAUUGCAUUAAUGUA
Cebus imitator (Panamanian white-faced capuchin) is the source of this 1548-nucleotide messenger RNA. Its product is annotated as acidic mammalian chitinase-like. The record is from RefSeq and is a predicted model, not a curated record. The transcript has 11 exons. Gene Ontology annotation, biological process: chitin catabolic process; carbohydrate metabolic process. Gene Ontology annotation, molecular function: chitin binding; chitinase activity. The coding region runs from base 21 to 1469 and encodes 482 amino acids. Gene Ontology annotation, cellular component: extracellular region. Lineage: Eukaryota; Metazoa; Chordata; Mammalia; Primates; Cebidae.